AUGCAGCCGGUGUCCGGGCUGCUCUCCUAGACGCUGAGCAGAGUCCUGUGACUCUUGGGCCUCUCUGAGCCGGGAGCUGCCCAGCAGCCACGGAUCAUGGAAGAGAAAGCGCUAGAGGUUUAUGAUUUGAUUAGAACUAUCCGGGACCCAGAAAAGCCCAAUACUUUAGAAGAACUGGAAGUGGUCUCAGAAAGUUGUGUGGAAGUUCAGGAGAUAAAUGAAGAAUAUCUGGUUAUUAUCAGGUUCACGCCAACAGUACCUCAUUGCUCUUUGGCGACUCUUAUUGUUGGAAAUCUACAUUUCUGA
Molecule: messenger RNA, 306 nt
Organism: Mandrillus leucophaeus (drill)
Lineage: Eukaryota; Metazoa; Chordata; Mammalia; Primates; Cercopithecidae
Product: MIP18 family protein FAM96A-like
Exons: 2
Source: RefSeq, a predicted model, not a curated record